CUUCCAGUUGGAGCUCAGUUGAAGGGUCAGGACAGCUGAGGAAGUGGGCCGUCUCGGGAUUCAGCUGGUGUAGAAACUCACUGUGCUCCUAAACCCUCUAUCCAGGCUAGAAACUAGAAGUACUCUGAAAUAAAGAGGAUCCACUUUUGUUUGAUUUGCAGCCCCUGAAAGGCUCUUCAAACUCUCCCUGCCAGGAACGAUGGCUCUGCCUAUAAAUCCCAUGGACGAGCCCCGGAUGUACCAGCAGACUCUGCUCCAGGACGGCCUGUACGACCUGCUGGAGAAUGACAAGCUGGUCGACUGUGUGCUGAAGAUCAAAGACAAGGAGUUUCCCUGCCACCGGUUGGUGCUGUGUGCCUGCAGCUCGUACUUCCGCUCCAUCUUUCUGUCCGACUUGGAGGAGAGCAAAAAGAGAGAGAUCGUCCUGGAGGAUGUGGAGCCUGGUGUCAUGGGGCUGAUCCUCAAGUAUCUGUACACCUCCAAGAUCAAUGUGACAGAGCAGAACGUCCAGGACAUCUUUGCUGUGGCUAACAUGUACCAGAUCCCUUCAAUUUUCACCGUUUGUGUGUCUUUCUUACAAAAGCGCUUGAGCCUCAGCAACUGUCUGGCUAUCUUCAGGCUGGGCUUGAUGCUGGACUGUCCCAGGUUGGCCGUGUCCGCCCGAAACUACGCCUGCGAGCGCUUUCAGCUCAUCUCCAGAGAUGAAGACUUCCUCCAGCUGCUCCCCAGUGAACUGGCAGCCAUUUUAACAAAUGACAAUCUGAAUGUAGAGACGGAGGAGUCGGUGUUUGAGGCUUUGAUGAACUGGGUGUCCCAGGACGCAGACAACAGAGAGAAAGAGCUGCCAGGUUUGCUGGAUUGCGUUCGUUUGCGUCUCGUCACCGAGGAUUAUCUGAGGGAAAAAGUGGGGAAACACAAAUUCAUCUCAUCGAAUCCUGAGCUGCAGCAGAAACUCCAGCUGGUGAAGGAUGCUCACGCAGGGAAACUGCCAGAGGUUCCAAAAAGCAAAAGCAAGAAGGAGGAUGGUGGAGCAACAAAAGAUGGAGAGAGUGAAGACAGGGAGGAGGAAGAGGGUCUUCUCCCAGGCAUCCUGAAUGAUAACCUGAGAUUUGGGAUGUUUGGCAGGGACUUGAUUCUGAUGGUGAAUGAUGCAGGUGCUGUGGCCUACGACCCAGCAGGGAAUGACUGUUUUGUAGCGUCGCUCUCCACACAGAUUCCCAAGAACCACACCAGCCUGGUCACCAGGGAGAACCAGAUCUUUGUGGCUGGAGGAUUAUUCUUUGACGAACACAACAAGGACGAUCCACUGUGUUCCUACUUCCUGCAGUACGACCCAGUCAGUGCCGACUGGCUCGGGAUGCCUCCCCUCCCGUCUCCACGCUUCUUGUUCGGACUUGCCGAGGCCGAGAACUCCAUCUUUGUGGUGGGAGGGAAGGAGCUGAAGGAGCAGGAGCAAAUGCUGGAUUCAGUUUUGGUCUAUGACAGACAAUCAUUUAAAUGGGGUGAGUCUGACCCAAUUCCUUACCAAGUUUAUGGACAUGCAACAUUAUCCCACAAGGAUGUUGUGUAUGUGAUUGGUGGAAAGGGAGAAAACAAGAACUGUCUAAAGAAGAUGUGUGCAUAUGACGCAAGGAGGUUUGAAUGGAAGGAGCUCGCUCCCAUGAAGACUGCACGCUCAUUAUGUGGAGCCACUAUUCAUAAGGACAAAAUAUAUGUGGCAGCAGGAGUGACUGACGAAGGCCUGACAGACACUAUGGAGGUGUACGACAUCGCUACUAACAAGUGGUCAGACUUUGUGCCGUUUCCUCAGGAGCGUAGCUCUCUGAACCUGGUGUCUGUGGCUGGUUUGCUCUACGCUGUAGGAGGUUUUGCCAUGAUGCCUUUAGAGGACAGCGAUGAGAUGGUUCCAAAAGAGAUGAACGACAUCUGGAGGUAUAAUGAGACGGAGAAGAAGUGGACUGGGAUCCUCAGAGAGAUCCAGUAUGCAUCAGGGGCCACGAUUCUGGGGGUCCGACUCAACACUCUGCGACUCACCAAGAUGUGAAACCACCUCCAGACAUCUGAUUUGGUUAACUGCAGUCCAAAUUAUUUUACAGGAGUCCAGAGAUUGAUUCGGCGUCACAGACAUCCAGAUUCAGCUCAGUGUGUUUAGUGCUCUGCUGUUUAUUUGUAUUUUUACACAAAGCUGUAGCUGUUCUAAUUAUGAUUAUGCCUUAAUGUCACGGGCAGUUUUCUUUGUUUUUGAUGAAUAACAUUUUUAUAUAUGUGUUUCUGCAAUUUCACUCUGAUGGAGAUUGUUGCACCGUGAACAAUCAGUAGCCCACUGACAUUUUUUGCACUGUACGGAAUAAAUAAAAGUAUUUAACACCACCGUGA
Messenger RNA from Amphiprion ocellaris (clown anemonefish), 2376 nucleotides. It is a transcript of the gene klhl40b, whose product is annotated as kelch-like family member 40b. The transcript is spliced from 6 exons. Lineage: Eukaryota; Metazoa; Chordata; Actinopteri; Pomacentridae. The coding region runs from base 200 to 2044 and encodes 614 amino acids. The record is from RefSeq and is a predicted model, not a curated record. Gene Ontology annotation, molecular function: protein binding.